Molecule: messenger RNA, 2117 nt
Organism: Spodoptera exigua (beet armyworm)
Lineage: Eukaryota; Metazoa; Arthropoda; Insecta; Lepidoptera; Noctuidae
Source: the annotation of a GenBank genome assembly
AUGGUUGCCAAGGAAACUACAGUUAAGGUGACGGAGGAGAACAAAGAAGGCCAGUUCAACCUGGAUGGCAUCCUGAGCGAGCUCGGCAGCUUCGGCAAGUACCAGCUGCUGCUGCUGCUGCUGCUCGCCUUCCGAGACUCCUUCCUCGCCAUGUGCAACUUCAACUACGUCUUCACCGCUGCUGAAGUCGACUUCAGGUGUCAGGUGCCGGAGUGCGAGGCAGUGGACCCUCGGUUCAACGCGUCGUGGACAUCAUACGCGCUGACGAACGAGACGAGCACGUGUCGCCGGAUGGUGCCGUACGAGGCGGCCCACAACGGCUCCGUGCUGAGCCACGAGUUCACCUACACCUGUGCGCCCAACAACUUCUCCUGGAACCGAAGCGUCUCCUGCGACAAACUUGUUUAUGAGGACUAUAACAGCAUUGUAGCUGAGUUUGACCUGGGCUGCCAACCAUGGAAGAGAACCCUGAUCGGCACUGUGCACAACCUGGGGCUCGUGUUCUCCUUCGUCAUAUCCGGACUCAUAUCAGACAAAUAUGGUCGUAAAGUGAUCAUAGUGGGAACCCCGCUAGUGGUGGGGGUGGCCGGUCUCAUAAAGUCGUUUUCCGUCAACUACUGGAUGCUGCUCGUCUUCGAGUUCCUCGAGACUGCGCUCGGAUACGGCAACGCCUCGAUGGUAUUAUCUCUAGAAACAGUAAGCCAGAAGCAGCGAGUAAUGUUCUCCUGCAUAGCUGACAUCCUAGCUAGCAUCGGCAGUGCGUCAUUCGGUCUGAUCGCGUGGAAGGUGCCUUACUGGAGACAUCUGAUGCGUGCCAUCUACGCGCCGCUACUGGUGGUGGUGUUCUACAUCUUCCUCAUCGAUGAGGGUGUGAGGUGGUUGCUAGCUCAUAAUAAGAACCACGAAGCCGUCAGGGUCCUCAACAAAGUGGCUAAGAUCAACAACAUCCAGCUAUCGAAGAAAGCACAGCAGAUGUUGACGAAGAUCGCAGGAGAUAGCAAGUCACAAGAGGCAGGAGAGUCGGCUCCACCAGAGCGGCUACACUUGCUGUCUGUGCUCCGUUCCAAGAAGAUCCUGUUGCGCGUGUUGCUGAUAGCAGGCUGCUUCUUCUGCUGCACCUUUGUGUACAACGGCACCAUCAUCAACUCCACCAGUGUCUCUGGCAACAAGUACCUCAACUUCUCCGCCCUGCUGCUCGUGCAGGUCCCUACCAGAAUUAUCACGGCACUUACGCUCACAAGGUUCGGCAGAAAGGCCCCCAUUUGUGUAGCGUAUACACUGUGCUGCAUAUUUUUCAUUUCCUCUGCUUUCAUACCUAAGUCGAUCUGGUGGGCGUCAGUGCUGUUCUACCUGUUCGGUAAGAUGUGCAGUAGUUACGGCGUGUUCUCGAUGUACGUGGUGGCCAUGGAGGUGUUCCCCACCACCUCGCGCAACUCCCUCACCAACAUCGCCAACACUGUCGGCAGGGUGGGCUCCGUGCUGGCGCCGCAAACACCGCUACUUGAGAAGUACAUGACAGGUCUACCGAGCGUGGUGUUUGGGCUGGUUGCUCUGGGUCCUGCCAUGUUGGCACUCCUGCUACCCGAUACCAGCCAGUCAGCUCUGCCAGACGAUGUCGUAGACGCUGAGAACCUGGACAAUCCUCACGAGCAUACUCCGGAGAGCGAGAACCAUGACAAAGUUCCAAGACUAUCCGUCUGCGUCACCAGCGGAAAGGAAACGCAGUGAUGUGACUGUAGGACCAUUUAAAUUGCGAAGACCAAAGAGUCAAUAUCCACGUAGUGCAGUGAUUUAGUGUUUAAGACAUUCGUGAAUCUCAACGGAGUAACACAAGGUGGUGACCUUGGCUUGCCAUAGGCCGGUUACUAGGAACAGUGAUCUGAGACAGUCGUGCUGCAAGUUGUUUAAAGACGAUGAGAUGGCGGAUUGUUGCCGCGAGUUUAUGGUGCUCUUGUGUGAUAUUGCUUAGCUAUAUUAAUUAGGUUGUAGGUUUUGUGAUACUUGGUUAAUGGUCGACACGUUGAGCAGAAGUCGAAUAAGUCAUUAUGUACUUGCUAGCUUACAAUAUAAAGUAGUAGUAGUAGCUUACAAUAUAUUCCACUUUCUCAGUUUGCGAG